AUUGUUUCGCAAAUUUUCAUGGACACGGUGUCAAAAAUUAAAUUAAUACAAUACUGGAAAUUUUCUCGUGUCUCAAAUGCAGGCGAAAUUGGAAGUGGUGAUGUUCGAGUUGAAAUAUCUACCGAUAUGCCUCCGCGUUUCGUACCAAAUUGCAAACCCGAAUUGAAGCCAUUUAUCGGGCAACAUUUUAGCAGUUUGGAUGAUGCUUACGAAUUUUAUAGGCAAUACGCAGCUGAGUGUGGAUUUGAUAUUCGGCGUUCAACUAAGAAAAAGUCGUCGGACGGUUUCUUAAUCAGAAGCUAUAUUUUAUGCUCCAGGGAGGGUCAAAAGAAUUAUUCACGUGAACAUACAGAUGGAGAUAGUGACAGUAUUAAGAAACGAAGAAGAGUUUCGAAACGUAUUAACUGUGAAGCUAAAUUGAUUUUGAAGUUUGCUGGCCAAAAAGGAAAUGAGAACACAACGACAUGUACUUGCAAGAAAUUUACGAGGAUUGGUAGAUUAUGCAGCCACAUAUUAUUUGUGUUCAAAGAUUUGAAGCUUGAAAGCAUUCCUGAAAAAUAUAUAGUUAGUCGCUGGACAAAGCAUGCAUCGCUGAAACCCAUAUUCGUCGUGGAUGGUGAGGUAAUAGACCAAUGUGUUGCUAUCGAGGAUCGUAAAUCCAUCACUAACCAGAUUUUUUCAGAAUUUUACUCGUGUAUUGGUAUGGUUGAAGGUAAUAUAGAGUUAAUGAACGGGUUCCUAACUUGCCUAAAAGAUCAGAAAGAGAUGAUUGUGUCAGUUCAAGGAAAGCAAUCAGAUCCUGGCAUGAAAAAAUGUUUAUUUGAGAAGUAUUAUGGAGCUCCAUUGCCAAGCGAAGUUGAAGUGCUACCCCCAGCCCCAGUGAAAAAUAAAGGUAGUGGAAGUAGAUUGAAAUCUAGGAAGGAAAAGGCUAUCGAACGAAGCAAAAAGCCAUUGCGUAUGUGUAGUAAGUGUAAGCAGAAAAGUAGCCAUGAUGCUAGAAAUUGUGAUAAAUUUGCCAGUUGA
Messenger RNA from Striga asiatica, 1023 nucleotides. NCBI's taxonomy places the organism in Eukaryota, Viridiplantae, Streptophyta, Magnoliopsida, Lamiales, Orobanchaceae. The record is from the annotation of a GenBank genome assembly.